GCAACCAAAACCUGCUUCGCAGAAUCCCUCUCUGUCUCUCUCUCUCUCUCUCGCUCUCUCUCUCCUCUUAUCUCUUUUCUCUCUCUAGAGAUGGGACCGAAUUCACCUGCAACAGUAACGAAGAAACUAUGGAACUAUGUACGCAUAGUGCUCUUCAUGCUGAGGAAAGGCGUCUCCAAGCGCAAACUAAUGAUGGACCUUCACCUCAUGAUGAAACGUGGCAAGUUCGUAGGGAAGGCCAUCGGGAACCUUAUGUUCCACCACCACCACCACCACUCCAACUCCAUCUGCCAAUCGCACGAUGCGAAUCUUACCUUCGUCGCACCUAGUGAUUACGAGUUUAGCUGUAGUAACAGCCCCGCCUUCCCUCCCUCUUCCUCUUCUUCUUCUUCUUCUUUCUUCCCCUUCCACAUCAGCAAACGCAAGACCUCCCAGAACCACUCUCACUCUCACUCUCACUCUCACCAUUACUUCUCAUGUAUGCACCCGAGGGUCAAUGACGACGACAUAACCGCCGUCAAUGCGGUGCAAAAAGUGCUGGAGAUGUUGAACGAUCAUGACAUAACGGAGGCGUCUCCCAUACCGUCGCCGUUUUUUGGGUUCGGAAAGAGUCCGAUGGUAAGGCAGUUAAGGAUAACGGACUCACCGUUUCCGUUAACGAAUUCUGACGAGGAUAGCCACGUGGACAAAGCGGCUGAGGAGUUCAUUCAGAAGUUCUAUAACAACCUUAGGUUACAAAAUAGUAUGGACGAGUAAAAAAGCUUAAGAUGUCGAGAGUUGAGACCGACGCGAGUCGUCGGAGUUCCGGUUUUUCCGGCGAGAGUUGUGGUUUGGGGUUUCGCUUCAGUCUCUUUCGUUCUUUGUCUCUGAUGUUAUUGUUCGUUGGAAACAUAAAUGUUUGAUUUCAAUUUC
Macadamia integrifolia is the source of this 912-nucleotide messenger RNA. RefSeq lists its product as uncharacterized. The record is from RefSeq and is a predicted model, not a curated record. The transcript has a single exon. Bases 91 to 756 code for a protein of 221 amino acids. NCBI's taxonomy places the organism in Eukaryota, Viridiplantae, Streptophyta, Magnoliopsida, Proteales, Proteaceae.